Messenger RNA from Rangifer tarandus platyrhynchus (Svalbard reindeer), 483 nucleotides. The record is from the annotation of a GenBank genome assembly. NCBI's taxonomy places the organism in Eukaryota, Metazoa, Chordata, Mammalia, Artiodactyla, Cervidae.
AUGGUCAAGGUGCAGGCAGAUUCAGCAUCUGGUGAGGACAGCAUCUUCUCCCUGUAUCCCCGCCUGGAGGAAGGGGCAGGGGGCUCUCUGGACCUCUUCCAUCAGGAUGCUGAUCCAUCCUGGGGGCUCCACCUUCAUGGUUUUGUGACCAGAGGCUCCACUCCCGACACCAUCCCACUGUGGGGUUGGGAAAGGAUGAUUGGAUUUGGUGCCAUGAAGAGUCACCUGGUAACAGAACGUUCCAACAUCUUUCCACAUCAACUUGCUUUUAAAUUAGCUCGGGAGACUUCAAACUCCAAGCCUCUCAGCAAAGGGCAUGUGAAACAUCAUCUGAGCAGCUGCCACCAAGUAAGGACUCCGUUUGAUGUGGACUUGUUACUGGAUGAGCGCAUCAAAGCUCUCCCAAACGCCUGCCGGCCUGGGAUCCAGGAGCAGAACUAUCCUGGGAGAAACCAUAGGGAGAUAGAAAUCGCUCCUGGUUGA